Molecule: messenger RNA, 9554 nt
Organism: Lymnaea stagnalis (great pond snail)
Lineage: Eukaryota; Metazoa; Mollusca; Gastropoda; Lymnaeidae
Source: the annotation of a GenBank genome assembly
CAGCGUUGCAAUAAACCUGUACUUCUCACCCAAGUCUGAGAACGAAGUCAACUUCAAUCUGCGCUGUAAUAUCCAGCACAAGAAGACACCAAUAACACUCAAUGUGAAGGCAGAGGGCUAUCAGAUGAACAGUAUUCUGCUGUGUGAGGACUCGACAGGAAACAGAGUGGAGCUGAGUGACAGAGGCGUCAACCAGAUCAAUUUUGGAGAGGUCAGUUCCUGCUUAUUAGUGGCACAGAUUUCACAAUCCAACAUCAAAUAUACUUGAAACUAUAUUUUACAAUUUAACGCCAGCUCUUAGGAUAUGCAUCUAAUAUUUCACAAUCCAACAUUAAAUAUACUUGAAAAUAUUUCACAAUUCAACAUUAGAUCAUUGGAUAUAAUUAAGAUUUGAAUUAUAGACUUUUGUAUAAUUUCAGACUUUUGUAUAAUUCCAGACGUUUUGAUUACCUUGUGUUAUUUAACCUGUUUGUGUUAUUUGAUCUACUUGUGUUAUUUGACCUACUUGUGACAUUUGACCUACUUUUCUAUCUUCUCACAGGUGGAGAUCAAUGAGAAUGUCAUCAGACAUCUGUUCUUGCUCAACACAGGAAAUUUUAACUUUGACUUCCAAUCAGAGUUCAGCCCCAAAUCAACUGGGACGGAGGCCAUAACCUUGACCCCUUCCAUGGGUUCAGCCAUGAGCGGUGAGACAAAGGAGAUGUCUCUGGCAUUCUGUCCCCAGAAGAAGAUGUCUGUCAAAAACUGUGAAUUCAGCAUCAAAGUAAGUUUGUAGCCCUACAUUUAGGGUAUCUGACAUCUUGUGCUCAGGGGAGAUAAGGCCAAAUGUAGGUUUUUGAAUUCUCAUUUUUAACCUCAACCCUGUAUCCCACCUAAAAAAUGGAGUCAAGCAUAAAAUUUUUUUUUUUAAAGUAAUAAUAAUUUUGUUUCUCCUUAAAUUUUAAAAAUCGCAUGAUGAAUUUAGGGCUUUAUUCCUAAUUCAAAUCAAUGUUUGCAUUGUCAAACACAACUUUGUAUAAAUGACUGGUCCUUAAAAGCCUCAGCAAACUGUAGCAAAACAAGACCUUCUGUCAAUCACUCCAAUGAUCUUUUAAGGUGAAAAAGAAAGAGAGGGUUAUGUCUUAUUGUGUUUUGAUUCAAAAAUCAUUUGCAUUCAUCAAUAUGCUGAUCACUACCAGUGACCAGUGGCAACACUGCAAUGGUUGAAUGUUUAUAAAAUAGUUUACUUCAAUCAACAGAUCUGUAUUGGAUGUUUGUAGCUUUCAGGAUUUGAGCUGGUCAUUUAGAGAAUGCCUGAAAUUCUUCCAUUUACAGGUUACCAAUGGCCCUACCUACAAUCUGAGUGUUACUGGACACAGUGUGAAUCCAGGUCUGGUUUUCUCCUUCCGAACCUACAAUUUUGGCAACAACUUCAUACAGAAGACUGGGCUGAACCUUCCUAAGAACCAGGCUAUUCUCAAGCUGACCAACAAAGACAAGAAAGAAGUCAGGUAGGUUUCACAAAACAAAGUUCUUGAUAUAGAGUGAUAAUAUUCCCUUAUAAAUAUUUCUUUCAUAUCUUUUAUUUAUGUUUUCAAAAAUUCUGGAGUAAAGUGAACAUUUUUGCAGUUCCAUCUCUCUCUCAUAAAUUAUUUAAAAAAGAUAUACAUUUUAUGAUUCAGAUAAGUGGAAAUAAAUUUAUUUUAAAUUGAGCAUAAUGAUUGCUUUUCAUAAGAUCUUUACAAACAUUCAUCUUAUUUACUGAUUAUUUGCAUAUCUUUCCCAAGUGUUGACUGCAUGUAUGCCCCAACAAGUCAGCUGUCCUACAAGUUUGAAGCCUGUGUGAUAGCGCCAGGUAAGACUGUCAAAGUGCCAUUCACCUUCACUCCCACACAGCCAAUCAAAUACCAUGAGAAUGUUGUCUUCGAGAUCAAUGGCCUCAGCAAACAGAAAGUGGAGUUCUUUGGUGCUGGACAUGAAAUGAAAGUAAGUUCUUGGUUUCUUUAAUGCAAGUUCAAGUUUUUUUCCAACAGCUCAGCGUGGGAGGCAAACAUUUGAUUAUGUCACAAAUUGAGUAUGUUAAAGAUUGAGCCUGUUACAUAUUGAUGAUGUUGCUGAGCCAAGUUAAAUAUCUUUAUUUUGAAUUAUAGAAAUUCAUUUUAUAUCAUAACUUGUCUGAUUACUGUAUAUUACAUAAAUUGGCCCUGUAUCACAAAGGUAAUAUUGACCGAGUACUGUAUGUUACAUAUGGUGACUCUGUAUCACAGUGUAAUGGUGGCCCAUGUAGCAAAAUGGAAAUAUUGUCUCUCUUACAACCAAGAGUUAUUGGAUUUCAAAUUGAUCCUGGAGUUGUCCCUAACUAUACGGAAAUAGAUGAAUGACUGCACUUGUCAGACCAGUAAUGCAGCUAAUCAAUGGAAAUAAGGACUCUCAAAGUCGCAAAAUAUGACAUCUAAUUUUUUAAAUUUACUUUAAUCUAAACUAGCCGGUGAAAUUGUAAAAUAAUAUAAUUUGUAAAUCUAAUUUGAUAGAUGAGAUCAAACAAGGAUUGGUACGUUUUAAAACAUGUUUGAUACUGCAGAGUGCACACAAAGGUAACAGUGCACACAAAGGUAACAGUAUACACACAAAGGUAACAGUGCACACAAAUCACAGCGUAUGGCUGAUAAAAGAAAUUAAUUCAUGAUUUAUUCGGAAUAUUUUCAGAUUGAAGUGGCAGACCCAAAACACAAGUGUGUGAACCUCGGGUCAAAAAUGGUGGGUGACAGUGUCAGAAAGUUCAUUCCCAUUGUCAACAACAGUCCAGUGUCCUUGACCUUUAACCUGGCCUUCACCCCUACAGAACCAGGACUACAACAGAAAGAAGUGCUCUCUAUUACGCCCAAAGAACAGAUAACUCUAGAAGCUAAUGGCGGAACCACAAAAGUUGAGGUCUGGUUCAGACCCAAAGCCCGCAUCCCACAAUUCACUGAAGAGGUUUGUUCUAGAUCUCUUCGAUAUAUUUGUGCAUCUGGCUUGUAAACUGAUCUAAUCCCAUAAUUCACUGUGAAGGUUUGUUCCGGAACUGUUCAGUCUGUUUCGUGCCGGUGCCUCGUAAACUAUAAAUUGACUAUAAAUGUUUGCCUGCAGGUACUGAUGGAAUGUUCUGGAAUCUCUCAGCCUUUGUUUGUAGUGAAAGGAUCGUGCCUGGGCAUGGAGAUCUCACUAGACUCCGACUAUUUGGCAUUUGGAACUGUCUUUCAGCGCAGUAGCAGCAUACGCAAACUAGUCAUGUCCAAUACUGGUGACAUGAGCUCAAAGUUAGUACAAGUCUGUUUUAUCUUUUGUCUGGGUUUCUUCUUCUUCUUUGUCUUCUUCAACUCCAAGAAAAGCUUAGGGCAUUAACAAUGUCUUUCCACUCCCUCCAGUCGUGUGCAAUCAACUCUAGCUCUUUCAAGCUCUUUCCUAUCUAAAUCUGCUAUCUGUCUUUAAUCAGUAAUAAAUUUCUAAUUAAAUUAGUAAAGCAAAGGUGGGUAAAAUAUGAUCCCCGCCUCCGUUUUGAAUGGCUCGCACUCUCCUAAAAAAAAUUAUUAAAAUAAUCAUAAAAAUGGAAAAGUGGAGAAAAAAAAACACCCCAGGACACUGUGAGAAUAAUCAAGUGCAUGUAUCACACCAAUGACAUGUACAGCUAAAGGUGGCAUUCUCCAACUCAAACAGCCAUUAGCCUAUGUAUUCAAUGUCACAGUAAGACUUGUACUAGUGGUUUUAUUUAUUUGCUGCUAUUUUGUUUAAUUAUGAUGGUUCAUUUCUUGAAUUAAUAGCAAUUCCACAAGAUGUUUGAUAUUAAUUUUUAAAUAAUAAAUUCCCUAUGAUUCGGGAAAAAUGUCCCCCCACCCCCACAACUUUCCCCAUUUAUGGCUCCCAUCCCUCUGUUACCUCUGAAUCUGGCUCCCAGCGAAACCCGUCUGCCCACCCCUGAGUUGUAGCAUCCUUAAGCAGUCCACAAGCCAAACUUCUCCAAAAAAAUUUUUUUUAAUUUUCUUGCUUAGAUUUCGCUGGGAUAUCAAACAAUUCAAGCCGGAUUUCAGUAUCACCCCUGUUGAAGGGUACAUCACUCCAGGCAUGGAUGUCACCUUUGAUGUUGAAUUUCACCCCCAGAAUGUCAGCGGAGAUGUUCGAUAUGAUGUAAGAGCAAAUAAAACUUCUUUCUUAUUAUUUUUGGUUGUCGUGUGUUUGUGUGGGUGUUUGUGACGGGGGUUUGUGACAGGGGUUUGUGACGGGGGUUUGUAAAAUAUACAACCAGAAUACAUUUUAAUGGACUCUUCUUGAACUAAAUGAAACACUUUCCAGCUGUCAAUAACUGUUGGUUCAUCAGAGCCCACAUGUUUUUAUACUGUUAAAAUUAUCCCACUGUGGCGACAUGCUAAAAGUGUACAGUAUUUUAAAGAAAAAUAGUUUGAUGAGAUUAGAGUUGAAUCUUAUUGUUCUAAUACUUUCUAGUCAAUCAACAAUUUAUUGGGCAUUUAUCUGUUGGCUUACAUGAUCCCAGGCACAUGAUUCCAGUAGGAAAGUAUUGGAGCUAAGAGUGUGAAAGAAUUGGAGCUGAGAGUAUGAAACUAAAGGAGCAAAGAGUUUGAAAUAAUUGGAGCUAAGAGUAUGAAAUAAUUGAAACAGAGAAAAUGAAAGUAAAUGAGCAAAGAGUUUGAAAUAAUUGGAGCUAAGACUUUAAAAGUAUUAGAACUGAGAGUAUGAAAGAACUGGAGUUGAGAGUAUGAAAAUAUUGGAACUGAGAGUAUGAAAGAAUUGGAACUGAGAGUAUGAAAGAAUUGGAACUGAGAGUAUGAAAGUAUUGGAGUAUGAAAGUAUUGGAGUUGAGAGUAAGAAGGUGUUUGAGCAUUUAUCUAAAAUUUAUGACCAAAAUACACUCAAUUUGUAAAUUAUAAAAAAAAUGUCCACAGAAACUAAAGUGCUCUUUAGACGGCGGACCCCACAAGCCCCUAACACUAACCUUAACAGGGUCGUGUACUGGCAUCCCGCCGGUUAAGGAGGUGCAAAACUUCCAGUGUGUUGUUCGUGAGAAGGAAACCAGGCAGCUGAUGAUCCCUAACAAGAGCAACCAGACUUGGAACCUGAAGCCUAUCAUAGAUGGAGAGUACUGGACUGGACCUGUCACUUUUCUCGUGGAGCCUCAGCAAAGCUCUGCCUACCCACUGACUUAUGAGCCACUGGCAAUGACAUCAGAGACUAAAAAACAUACGGUAUUAUAUGUACAUUUAUAUGUAACACUAUGUAAUUUGAUAUUCUUUUUUUUAAAUAAAUGACAGAAAAUUACUAAUACGAAAAGAUUUUUUUAAUGAGUUUUUCAUAUAGUUUUAUGAGAAACUAUGUUGUUGUCUUCAUAUGUCUAUUGUCUUAUUUCAGGGUUCCAUUUUCUUUCCUCUCCCUGAUGGAUCAGGGCUCCUCUUCAACCUGCAGGGAACUGCAGAGCCUCCAAAAGUUAUUGCUAAAAUUCAACGCGAUGUACCAUGCAAAACUGGCUACACCGAGCUUCUGCCUGUGUAUAACUGGCUGAAGAAACCACAAAGGUAGUAACUCUUUUAUACAUUAAUUGGUAGUAACUGUUUUAUACACUAAUUGUUAGUAACUACUUUAUACACUAAUUGUUAGUAACUACUUUAUACACUAAUUGUUAGUAACUAUUUUAUACCCUAAUUGUUAGUAACUAUUUUAUACAAAAUACUCCUGAAGGCAUUAGUAACUGUUUUUAAAACGUAAAUUGUGUUUAAAGCUCCCAGAGUAUUACUACAAUUUUGGGUGGUUAUCUCAUCAAGUAAUCUUUAUGUUCAAGUUGAAUGCCUUUUUACCUAGAAGUAGAAGUAGGCAAUUUGAGUUCAUUAACAGCAUGAACUAUGGGAAUAAAAUAUUAAAUUAUUAUGACUUGGCAUAGCUACAACCGAGCGCAAAAUCAUUUUUUAAAGUAUUUUCUUUUAUUUGGUCAGAUUCCGUGUCAAGAUUGAAUCCCUGAAAUCAGAAAAAAUUGAUGGUGGCACCAUUGUUAAAGGUGUGGAGUACAUUGAUGUGCCAGCCAAAGGAUCAAAGGACUACAAGUUAUCUUUCCAUGCCCACAAGGAGGGGGUCACGAUGAUAAAGGUGAGAACCUUGUGGAUUUGUCCUCCAAUUCACUAAUUAUUCAGUCAAUAUUAUUAUUGGGUGUUUUAUAAUUUUUUUUUGUGGCUUAUUCUGCUCUCCCUUUUCUUUCCAGAUUACAUUUCUAAACGAACAAACGGGAGAGUACCAAUUUUACGAGGUGACGUUCAAGGCAACCAGGCCAGGCACAAUCUCUACCAUCAAUUUGUCCACUCCAGUGAGGCAGAUUGUGCCGUACACACUGACACUUGAUAACCCGCUCAGCUCCCAAGUGACAUUUUCAACCAGCUGCUCAGUUCCAGAGGUUCUCAUUCCUAAUCAACUCGUCGUACCUGCUUCCUCACAAGUACGUUCCUUCUAGUCAAUAAACAUGGAGAUGAGAGAUAACAAAAGUAGUGUCAUACCUUUUCCAUUCAAGGGAGAUAAAUAUGAUGACCUAAACGCUUCAAGUUUGUUUGUUGUAUGUAACAAAAUAUGAUCAUAUUCUUAAAAUGUUGAAAGCAGCUUUAAAAAUAUUUUUUUGAGGCUUCAUUCCGAUUUCAUCUUCUCCUGGAUCCCAGUGUGACGCUAUCUUCUCUUUUUAUAGGGUCACUUUAGUUUUGAAUACCAACCUUUGAAAGCGGGUGAGGUCAGUGGUCGCCUUGAACUAACCUGCACUGAACUAGGACAGUUUACCUACGACCUGAACUUUACAGCAACACCAGCUCCCCCAGAGAAACCCAUCUACUUCAGAACUGGACUGGGGACAAACGUCACUCAAGUGGCCAAGUUUUUUAACUUUGCCAAGCAGAAAACUGACUACGCAUGCAAGGUGGGUCACUUUUCACCAAUCAAAUUGAUUACAAAACACCGUGCUUUGCCACCAGCGAUCAUGUAAUUGUGAUAUGUUUGAAUAGGAGUCGAGAAAACUCCACGCACUAGGCCAAAUAAGACAGGUGCUGACCUACAUUUUUGGGGCAAUGAAGUUUGGAAUUUAAGUCCCUCCAACAUCCGCAAAAAAAUGUCAUCUUCUUCAGUGACGUUGUUCCUUGACGGAUGUCUCCAAAAAUAUAAUAAUUUAAUCACUACCUGAUUUUGAUCAAAAUAGCUGGCCACAUUAUUUCAAAUGCCAUGUUAAUAGAAAAAGCUCCUGAGCCUCCUAGUUUUUUAAACAAUUUAUUUUGAUAAAAAUUGUAUUACAAUUUAUUAUUAGUUUUUUGUUUAACCCUUACUUAUUUAGUAAACUUUUAAGCCAUAUUGACUCUGGUCACUUCUGUGGCCCACACUGGAUGAGGUGCUCCAAAAUAUAAGUUACCGGUACAUUGAUUUCAACCUGCAUCUUUGCUGUGUUUAAAACAUGUUUUUUUGUUAAGAACUGAUGUUUACUAUGUUAUUUAAAAUGUUAUGAUCUGCACUUUUCAAAAGAAGCCAUUGGUACAAUUAUUGUCUCUGCUAACCAUCCUACCAGAUUGACAAUACAGACUUCCAUGUAGAGAAAUCUGUGGCCGCUGCCCCUGGCUCCACUGGCGGCACCGAGGUUGUGCUGGAUGUCAUGUUUGAGCCAUCAACACUCGGAGAGCAGCUGGCCACCCUGAGUGUGUCUUCACCGCAAGGAGGGGAUUACACCUUCCCUUUGAUUGCUACCUGCAUUCCACCCAAACCUCAGGGUCCUUACACUGUGAAGUCUGGCACAACCACCCCAAUCAUGUUUAGGAACGUUUUCAAUGUAUCAACACAAUUUGUUUUCCAGGUUGGUGUUCAUUCUGUUUAUAAUCACAUGUUCUUUGGAUAAAAAAGGAGAGAACAAAAAUAUAUUUUUAGCAGAAAUCAGGACUUUUUCAUGGGCCUGCCAGACUCAUUGGACCCAACCCCACCAUUAAGAAGAGGUCCCAUAUAUUAUUUUCUUUUAACAUUUCUUAUAACUAAAGUCUUGGUAGAUAUUUAUUAAGCAAAAUAUAUAUUUAAAAAAUUUAGAAAUUAAAAAAAAUUGCAUAUGCUUUGCUUGUAACUAUUGGCUGUUAUCUAUGAACAAGUCGUCUACAGACCUCUUCUUUUUUGUUACCUGAGCCCAGGACUCCCCUAAUGCUUUAAUGACACCUCGUCUGAGUGCAAAUCAAAUCUUCUUCUUCUUCUAUAUCUUAAGGGCCCACGAUCAAUUUAUUGAUCAUUUUGGCUUAUUUGUGUAAUGUUGCCUCUCACCUUUGUUCUUAUUUGCCCCAUGAUAUGUCUUGUGAUGUAAACUGUAUGAACUUAAUGUGCAUCAUAUUCAUGAACUGUAUAUUAUUUCUGAUGAUCGUGAAUUUCUUUUACAGGUUGAUAACCCACUUUUUCACUUGACUAAACAAGGGGAGACUAUUCGGGCCAAAAAAGAUCACAGAAUCGUAGUCGGGUUUGAUGGGCAAGACACUUCUUCUCCUGUCAUGGGAAAGCUUAUUGUGUCAUGUGCAAAAUCUGCAGGGGGGUCAUCAAAUGCCCAGUGGGUUUUUUAUCUUAAGGGAGUCUCCUCAUAACGCUCCGUUUUGCAGUGGUGAGAAUGACUUUUAAGCAGAGUGUAAGAUAAUAGGUUGAAAUAUGUUUUUAAAUAUUUGACUGGAAAAAAUUCAGUUAAAUGAAGUAUUCAUUAUUUAGAUGAAAUGUGGCACAUUUCAUUUAUUUUAAUUUGAAGCAUUAUUUUGUUUGAAUUGUGAUAGGUUUAGGAAUUUAAAAAUAUUUGCUUUUUUUUUAAAAAUCUUAUUAUAUUAUAGACUUGAUGAUUUUUUUGAAUAUUAUGGUUUCCAUACUUGAAACAUGCUUUUUUUAUUGUGAUAGAAACUGUGAUAAUAUCAAGAAUGUACUUUUCUUUAUAACAAUUGUGACCCUUUAGGCCAAGACGUCUACAUGAAAUACUUAUUUAAAUUUUGGAUAGUGUUAUGAUUUAUAUUAAAAAAGGGUCAGUGGGACCUUUAAACUGAACUUAAGUCAAGUAUGAGAAAUGUUAACAUUUACCAAAACAAACACUGUUUGGUUCAGUAUUAGUAGCUAACUGUUUUGAAGGAGGAAAAAAACACAUUUAAAUUUCUCCAAAUUGUAUAGAUAUUUAAAGAUUUGGCUUAUAAUUUGUGAUAUAUAUUUUUAAUCAUGUCUUUUUAAUUUAUUUUGUAUAUAAUUUAUAAUAUAAUGUGCUUGAUAAAUUUUUUCCUCCAAAUUUUGAGUUUUAAAUUUUGACUUAUAAAUGCCCUUGACACAUGUUUGUAUAAAAUAAUUGCAGGUUUUUUAACAUACAACUUGCAGUCAAUUAUUUUUAUUUUGUACCAUAAAAACAAUUUACUCUUGUGAACUUAAAUUGAAUGAUUUUUGCUAAAGCAAACACAGAAACAGCUCUGAUUUACUGUAAUGCUAAUAUUUUUUUUAAAGUAUACACGAUGUCUAUUACACAAUGUUAAAUUCAAGAUAGUUUUACUAAUGGAACUAUUCUAAUAAAUACAUAUAUU